AUGGAGGGACAGCAGAAGCUGCUCUCGGCCGAUCUCGAAGAGGCCGAUCCCACUGUAUACAACAUUAUCCAAAAGGAGAAGAGGAGGCAAAAGCACUUUAUCAACCUGAUCCCCUCGGAAAACUUCACAUCCCAAGCAGUCCUGGAUGCUUUGGGCAGUGUCAUGCAAAACAAGUACUCGGAAGGAUACCCCGGAGCAAGAUACUAUGGCGGAAACGAGCACAUUGACGAGGCCGAGAGACUGUGCCAGCAGAGAGCCCUCCAGGCCUUCCGUCUCGACCCAGAGAAGUGGGGCGUCAAUGUCCAGCCCCUGUCCGGAUCGCCUGCCAACCUCUACGCCUACUCAGCCCUCCUCAAUGCACACGACCGCAUCAUGGGUCUCGAUCUCCCUCACGGUGGCCACUUGUCACACGGUUACCAAACUCCCACCAAGAAGAUUUCGGCCAUUUCAAAAUACUUUGAGACUUUGCCAUACAGACUCGACGAGAAGACUGGUCUGAUCGAUUACGUCAAACUACAGGAGCUGGCUAUGCUCUACCGUCCCAAGAUCAUCAUUGCUGGUACUUCAGCCUACAGCCGAUUGAUCGACUACAAGAAGUUCCGCGACGUGGCCGACAACGUUGGCUCAUACCUCCUUUCCGACAUGGCUCACAUCUCCGGUCUCGUUGCUGGCGGCGUCAUUCCUUCUCCCUUCGACUACUCAGAUGUCGUCACCACCACUACACACAAAUCUCUUCGCGGUCCUCGUGGAGCCAUGAUCUUCUUCCGCAAGGGCGUACGAAGCGCCGACAAGAAGGGCAAUGAGAUCAUGUACGAUCUUGAAGGUCCUAUCAACUCGUCCGUCUUUCCUGGCCAUCAAGGUGGUCCGCACAACCACACCAUCACCGCAUUGGCCGUUGCAUUGCAGCAGGCUCAGUCGUCCGAGUUCAAGCAGUACCAGCAGACUGUCCUCGACAACGCAAAGGCCUUUGCUUCCCGCCUUGGAAAUGGAAAGGACAAGGGCGGUCUUGGCUACACCAUCGUCUCUGGCGGCACUGACAAUCAUUUGGUUCUGGUCGAUCUUAAGGACAAGAACAUUGACGGUGCCCGUGUCGAGCGCAUUCUCGAGCUUGUUGGUGUCGCUGCUAACAAGAACACCGUCCCUGGCGACAAGUCUGCCAUGAAGCCUGGUGGUCUCCGUAUGGGUACUCCUGCCAUGACUACCCGUGGCUUCCAGCCCGAGGACUUCAAGCGUGUUGCUGAUGUCGUCCACCGUGCUGUUGAGAUCACUCGCAGACUGGACGGAGUUGCCAAGGAGGCAGCCGAGAAGGCUGGUCGUAAGAACCCUGGCAGUGUCAACGCUUUCAGAGAGUAUGUUGGCGAAGGAGAGGAGAUUACAGAGGUCGUCCAGCUGAGAAAGGAAGUUGAGGACUGGGUCGGCACUUUCUCUCUGCCUUGGGACAAAGCAUGA
Messenger RNA from Aureobasidium subglaciale EXF-2481, 1449 nucleotides. RefSeq lists its product as uncharacterized. Lineage: Eukaryota; Fungi; Ascomycota; Dothideomycetes; Dothideales; Saccotheciaceae. Gene Ontology annotation, biological process: folic acid metabolic process; L-serine catabolic process; tetrahydrofolate interconversion. The record is from RefSeq and is a predicted model, not a curated record. Gene Ontology annotation, molecular function: glycine hydroxymethyltransferase activity; cobalt ion binding; zinc ion binding. Gene Ontology annotation, cellular component: cytoplasm. The transcript is spliced from 5 exons. Bases 1 to 1449 code for a protein of 482 amino acids.